UGACGGCGGGAAAAGAGUGAUGGCAGAAGCCAAAAGGCGGGAAGAAAUUGAGUUGGAACGCCCAAUCCUGGUUAUUAAUUAAAUUAAUUAAAUAAUAAAAUAGUUAUGAAUAUUAAUUGAUUUAAAUUAAUCAUUUACACACAGAUAUAUUAAUUUGAUUUGAGUGAGAAAAAGAAAACAGAAAACAGAAAAAAGAAAAUGGGUAAGAAGAGUAAGAAGAAGAGAAGUAGGGUUUCCGUCUCCGACAACGAAGAUGAAGAAAUGAAAUCGGAUAACAACGACGGUUCCAGUUCCGAUCAAAACCCGAACUCACUCUACCAGGUUCUUGGUGUGGAGAAGACAGCAACUAAACAAGAAAUAAAGAAGGCGUAUCAUAAAUUGGCGUUGAGACUUCAUCCUGAUAAGAAUCCUGGUGAUGAGGAAGCUAAAGCCAAGUUUCAGCAAUUGCAAAAUGUUAUCUCCAUUCUCGGGGAUGAAGAAAAACGGGCACUUUAUGAUGAAACUGGUUGUGUUGAUCAUGCUGACCUUGCAGGAGAUGUAGUUCAGGAUCUUCAAGAAUAUUUCAGAACAUUGUACAAGAAGGUCACUGAAGCUGAUAUUGAGGAGUUUGAAGCAAACUAUAGGGGAUCUGACUCUGAGAAAAAUGAUUUAAUUAGACUUUACAAGGAAUGCAAGGGUAAUAUGAACAGGUUAUUUUGUUCAAUGCUUUGUUCGGAUCCUAAACUCGACUCGCACCGAUUCAAGGAUAUUAUUGAUGAGGCUAUAGCUUCUGGAGAACUAAAGGAAAAGAAAGCGUACAAGAAAUGGGCAAAGAAAAUAUCAGAAACCAAGCCGCCAACUAGUCCUUUACGAAGGAAGCAAAAAUCAAGUAAGGAGCCAAAAACAGAUUUGUAUGCUAUCAUAUCAAAACGACGAGAUGAGAGGAAAGACCGGUUUGAUUCUAUGUUCUCGUCUCUAAUAUCAAAAUAUGGUGGAAGCCAUGUGCCAGAACCCUCUGAAGAGGAAUUUGAAGCUACGCAGAAAAAGAUGGAAAGCCGAAGAUCCGCAAAAAAGCCUAGGCGAAAGUAACCAAUUUGCCUUUCGGUAUAGUCUGUUUCUGUUAUGGUGAAUGUCACCUCACUAUUGUUAGUUGGAAUUCUUAACUCUUUUUAAGGCUGAACAAUGGGGUUAUUUUCGUAUACAAGUUAAUUUAACUUGUAGUUCAAGACGAGGAACCAUCGUACAAAUUUGUAGCCUGUGUUAUCUUUUAGCAAUUUAAGUUGCCAACGUUCUACCAUUUUUUAUUUAA
Molecule: messenger RNA, 1288 nt
Organism: Medicago truncatula (barrel medic)
Lineage: Eukaryota; Viridiplantae; Streptophyta; Magnoliopsida; Fabales; Fabaceae
Product: chaperone protein dnaJ 6
Exons: 8
Coding region: 199-1068 (289 amino acids)
Source: RefSeq, a predicted model, not a curated record